CGUCUCAGGGCCGCACUGUCUACUGGAUGUAACAUGCAGGAACGCGCUGUAGCAAUGUGGUGUUAUCGACGCGUCGGUCCAUAUCCGGUCAACUCUGGAAUGAAAUGAAUAGCCGGAAGCAACGCAUCAGGGAAAUUUGCCAGAGGUGCAUCAACACCCCGCGAUUCUGUUGGGAAAUAAAUGCUGUGACACACGGGCUUUGUCUUGCACACCUCGUGAACUUUCCCGUAUUAUAUCAGUGUGGCUGCCUGAUGUCUUGGACACGGUUUCUAUGCUUGUCUCUCCCAUUUCACUGUUAAAGCUGGUGCCUCCGCGAUGGGAACCCCCGACAACAACCGCAAAUCGGCCCAAAAGAAGUGGAAGAUGCCUUUCGCAGCUUUCACUGGCUCCAGCCAGUUGGAGGUCAUCACGGUGAUUGCGAAUUGUGGCUCCCAGACUGAACUUGCCACAGCAGCGAUCUUCAGGUGGAUCCAAUCAAAGCAAACAAAAGGACGCACCCAAUUCGAAAUCUUGGGGAAGCUCGAGCUCAUGGAAAACAAGUUCCGGCCAUUCAUCUCACUGCACGACUCCUUCCACACUGCGCGUCGGGCAAGUGGUCUUCCUCCUUCCCGAGUCCUAUCUGCAGGAGUCUGGGAAAUCAGUCAGACAUCGUUGAACACAUUACCUGAGAAAUUCACUUCUGCAACUCAAAUGACUCCAAUGCGGGCCGAGAGUUCAGCAGGAACGGCUAGUCCGAUGAACGAUCCCCAACCAUCUGCAAGUCUGGAGCCGGAGCCAGCAUAUGACAGUCGUGUACCAACCGGUGUGGAGUCGUUCAAUACAGAAGUGCUGGACUUCGAGACCAAGCGGCCUCCUCCACUUCGACUUCGGACUUUGCUGGAUGCGCGGCUAGCAAAGAUGGCUCGUCGGCACUCUAUCUCUGUUACUGGACCCCCCGUGUCCCCGGACGAGGACCAAGCC
This is a messenger RNA of Dacryopinax primogenitus, 960 nucleotides long. RefSeq lists its product as uncharacterized. Lineage: Eukaryota; Fungi; Basidiomycota; Dacrymycetes; Dacrymycetales; Dacrymycetaceae. The transcript has 3 exons. The annotation marks the transcript as partial. The record is from RefSeq and is a predicted model, not a curated record.